Messenger RNA from Cricetulus griseus (Chinese hamster), 1038 nucleotides. NCBI's taxonomy places the organism in Eukaryota, Metazoa, Chordata, Mammalia, Rodentia, Cricetidae. The record is from RefSeq and is a predicted model, not a curated record.
AUAGGGCUGUUGCUGCAGCUGCUGUUUGCUCUGUGCUUCUUCUCCUACAUCCGAGUAUCCCAUGACCAACCCGGCCCCCCAGCUCCUGAUAGCUCCACAGGACCAGCCUCCACCCCAACUACCCCUGUCCCCAGACCCUUCCUCAUCUUACUGUGGACAUGGCCCUUCCACAGCCCACUGACUCUGUACCCCUGUUCCAAGAUGCUCCCAGGCACCGCCGACUGCCAGAUGACUGUCAACCGGAGCUUGUACCCCCAAGCAGAUGCAGUCAUCUUCCACCACCGAGAAAUCAGCCCCAACCCCAGGUCACUGCUGCCAAGUCAGCCGAGGCCGCCAGGCCAGCGCUGGGUGUGGUUCAGCCUGGAGUCACCCAGCCACUGCAGCAGGCUGUCAGCCCUGGAUGGACACUUCAACCUAACCAUGUCCUAUCGCAGCGACUCUGACAUCUUCACACCCUAUGGCUGGCUGGAGCCGUGGGCAGAGCCUCCAGUCCAAACCCAGGUCAACAUGUCUGCCAAGACUGACCUGGUGGCCUGGGCUGUGUCCAACUGGAACCCCAAGUCGGCUCGGGUGCUGUACUAUCAGAAGCUUCAGAGUCACCUCCAUGUGGACGUGUAUGGCCGAGGACAUAUGCCCCUUUCCCGAGGGGACAUGAUGGGGACGCUGGCCAGAUACAAGUUUUACCUGGCGUUUGAGAACUCACUUCACCCAGAUUACAUCACAGAGAAGCUGUGGAAGAAUGCUCUGGAGGCCUGGGCUGUGCCCGUGGUCCUGGGGCCCAGCAGGAAGAACUAUGAACGCUUCCUGCCCCCUGAUGCCUUCAUCCACGUGGAUGACUUUGAGAGCCCAGCAGACCUGGCUCAGUACCUGCAGAAGCUAGACAAGGACAGCCAGAGCUACCAGCGCUACUUCCGCUGGAGGGAGACGCUCAGGCCUCGCUUGUCUAGCAUGGCCCUUGCCUUCUGCCAGGCAUGCAGGCAGCUGCAGUGGGACCAGAGGUACCAGACGGUCCACAGUGUGGCCUCUUGGUUCCACUGA